Messenger RNA from Aspergillus neoniger CBS 115656, 1571 nucleotides. RefSeq names its product putative RNA binding protein Rnp24. Lineage: Eukaryota; Fungi; Ascomycota; Eurotiomycetes; Eurotiales; Aspergillaceae. The record is from RefSeq and is a predicted model, not a curated record. Gene Ontology annotation, molecular function: RNA binding. The transcript has a single exon. Bases 113 to 1228 code for a protein of 371 amino acids.
GAUUGCCGCUGUGACUUCUUCAAGUGAAGGUUCUUUUCCCCUCCCAUUGGCUUUGUUCAACCUAUUUCUGUGAAGUAUAUUAUCUAUUUCAUAUUACUUCACUCACUACACCAUGGCUGGCAUAGGCGAGGAAAAUCACAAGAAGCGCAAGCUCCCAGAGGUCUCCGAGAUCGAGAUCGAUGUUUCUGCACCGGAACCUCCCUCAAAGAAGGCUCUGCGAAAGCUGAAGAAGAAGGCCGCAGAAGGCCCCACGGAUACCACUACGGAGAAGAAAACAGAGGGGGCUCCUGCAGACAAUGACAGCGCUGCCACUCAGAAGCGCUCCGAGUAUGGCAUCUGGAUCGGAAACCUGCCAUUUUUCGCGACGAAAGAUGACGUGCGCAAGUUCUUUACGACCAACUGCUCCUUUGCAGAUACGACCAUCACGAGAAUUCACAUGCCCAAGUCUGGUGAUAAGCAUGGAAAAGCCCAGAACAAAGGUUUCGCUUACGUCGAUUUCUCCACGCAGAAGGCCUCCCAGGAGGCAAUGGGCCUCAGUGAACAGCUUCUCUCCGGACGUCGCGUGCUCAUCAAAGAUGCAAAGAAUUUCUCCGGAAGGCCAGAGAAGCCUCAAGGAGAGGGUCAGAACGCAAGUUCGGGUGCAGCAUCUGGAAAUCCCCCGUCAAAGCGGAUAUUUGUCGGCAACCUCGGCUUCGACGCUACGAAGGAACUCAUCGAAGAACACUUUUCCCAAUGCGGGACUAUCGCAAACGUACAUGUGGCCACAUUCCAAGACUCCGGCAAAUGCAAGGGUUAUGCUUGGGUAGUGUUUGAGGAUCUUGCAGCAGCCGAAGCAGCGGUGAAGGGCUACGUGCUGGUCAAAGAGGAUGAUGAAGAGGAAGAAGAGUCUGACGCCGAAAGCCGCAAAAAGUCUAAGAAACCGCGACAGAAGAGAGUGUGGGUGAACAACCUGCUCGGUAGGCGGAUGCGCAUGGAAUUUGCCGAAGAUGCCACGACGCGCUAUAAGAAGCGAUUCGGUAAGGACGGCGAAGGCAAGAAGAACGAUACCGCAGACAUCAGCGAGGUUGGGCCUGCAGAGCACGAUUCGACGGGUGAGCAGCCUCGCCAGUCGCGACCGGGCAAGGCUAGGCAAGGAAAGCCGGAGUAUACCAGAUACGAUCAAGAUACUGUCCAGAAGCUCAGUGGAGCCAUUGUUGAAGGUCAAGGAAAGAAGAUCACCUUUGAUUAAGGAUGGUUCGCGCGCCUUGAACAACGUGUGCGCAUUUUGGAAGAAAAUACACGAAGCCAUCGCCCAUGAAGAACCAAACCAGAUCUCCUUGCUGGUGAGAAGACGGAGCCUUGCAAUGCCCGGCUCUGUAAUCUGGUCGAUGUGAGAUCGUUGUCAUAGUGAGUUGUGACAUGAGUUGUUCCAUCCUUGCAUGGACUUCAUGCCCCGUCGGUCGAGGAUCAAGACGGCCGUGGACGGCGCUAUAGAAGCAUUGAGGAUUCAAGUCCUCAGUACCUUGAUACCCAGCCGAGACUUUUUGUAUACAAUGUAUGUAAGCCAUGAAGCAUUAUAGUAACCAAUGGAC